Molecule: messenger RNA, 1092 nt
Organism: Saimiri boliviensis boliviensis (Bolivian squirrel monkey)
Lineage: Eukaryota; Metazoa; Chordata; Mammalia; Primates; Cebidae
Source: RefSeq, a predicted model, not a curated record
ACGGCGGGGAAGAGCCCUUACGAGCCCCCGUACGGCAGUUUCUGUCGACCUCUGCUCUCAUUGGUUGCGGGCGAAGUGGGCGGGUCGCCGAGGAGCCUGAGGAAGAGGGCGGCGGCGGUUGUGGUGACUUGAGCGGAGCCUGGUGACAGGAUGGCUGGGCACAGAUUGGUGUUGGUAUUAGGAGAUCUGCACAUCCCACACCGGUGCAACAGUUUGCCAGCUAAAUUCAAAAAACUCCUGGUGCCAGGAAAAAUUCAGCACAUUCUCUGCACAGGAAACCUUUGCACCAAAGAGAGUUAUGACUAUCUCAAGACUCUGGCUGGUGAUGUUCAUAUUGUGAGAGGAGACUUCGAUGAGAAUCUGAAUUAUCCAGAACAGAAAGUUGUAACUGUUGGACAGUUCAAAAUUGGUCUGAUCCAUGGACAUCAAGUUAUUCCUUGGGGAGAUAUGGCCAGCUUAGCCCUGUUGCAGAGGCAGUUUGACGUGGACAUUCUUAUCUCGGGACACACACACAAAUUUGAAGCAUUUGAGCAUGAAAAUAAAUUCUACAUUAACCCAGGUUCUGCCACUGGGGCAUAUAACGCCUUGGAAACAAACAUUAUUCCAUCAUUUGUGUUGAUGGAUAUCCAGGCUUCUACAGUGGUCACCUAUGUGUAUCAGCUAAUUGGAGAUGAUGUGAAAGUAGAACGAAUUGAAUACAAAAAAUCUUAAAGCCAGGGCUGUCUUGAUGAUUUUUUUUUCAUUGUCCUGUUGAAAUCAAGUAAUUAAACGUUUACGAGUCACAAAAUUGUAUCACCUUUAUAAUAUUUUGCAGUAAAAUAUAAUACUAUCUUCUCUGCUAAUACAUAAUUGCUCUAAGCUUCCUGUAAACUAUAAGAAUACGUUUAGUUUACAGUAUAUGGAUUCUAUGAAAAAAUGUCCAUGACACAGUAACUGGUCACUUGUUAAGAAAAAUUUAUCCUUGUAAAUAUCUUCAAAGUUGGUAUUUGGAACUUUAUUCCAAAAGUAGUGCAUGUGGAGAAAGAAUCUAGACUUUCUUGUAUACAUUUUUCUCUUCUCCGGUAAUAAACAAUUACCUUUCAUUUAUACUUU